AUGCAUACUGAAACUGUAGUCCCUGCAAUAUAUGGCACAGUGACCACAAUAUUUCAUGACCUAGUGGACCCAGCAGUAUAUGAUGCAGCCUCUACCAAAAUAAGGCAUUUGUGGCCUCAGCAAAAUAUACAGUUUCGCCUAGAAUUCUAUCAGCAGUUCCAGGCCUUAAGGUAUGCAGUUGAGGAGAUUAACAGAAGUUCUGACCUUCUCCCUAAUGUUACCCUGGGUUUCUAUGUUUAUGAUUCCUGUUCUGUUCUUAAAAGUGAGCUGCAAGGAACAUUCUGGAUGCUCACUGGCCUGACCCAAGAAAUGCCAAAUUACAGCUGCAAUGAAAGUCCUCUAUCUGCUAUCAUCGGUCACUCAAAAUCAACAUUCUCCAUACUUAUGGCUCAUAUCCUUGGACUGUACAAAUUCCCCCAGAUCAGCUACUAUUCCACCAGCUCUCUGCUGAGUGAUAGGACACAGUUCCCAACUUUCUUUAGAACCGUUCCAAGUGAUGUAUUUCAAUCCAAGGGCUUGGGCCAGUUGGUGUUACAUUUCAAAUGGACCUGGGUUGGCCUCAUAGCCUCUGAUGAUGACUAUGGUUACGAGGCAUUACAGGUAAUCAAAGAGGAGAUCAUUGAAUCAGGAGCUUGCAUUGCUUACACAAUAUAUAUUGCAACAAAUCAGAAAAAUCAAAAUAUGCCAAGCAUUGUAAAAUUAAUUAGCAAAUCAACUGCCAAUGUCAUAAUAGUUUUUGCUGUUGAUGUCUUCUUGAUUCCUCUUCUGGAUGAGAUGCUGGAGCAAAAUGUAACAGGGAAAACCUUUAUUGCCAGUGACGCCUGGUCCAUUUCAAAUAUUUUGACAGAAAUGAAGUACUCUACCAUGCUCUCUGGAGCAAUUGGCUUUGCUUUUCACAGCUCAGAAAUUCAAGGAUUUCAGGAGUAUCUCAAUUCUCUUAAUCCCCUUGAACCUCCAGGAAUAGAUUGGUCCAAAAUGCUUUGGGAAGAAAUAUUCAACUGCAAAUUUUCUGAUUAUACCAACCUUAGUAAUAUUCUGAAUAAUCAAGAAAAUAUAUGCACAGGGAAGGAGAAUCUAGAACAUGUUCAGAACAGUUACAAUGAUGUGUCCAACUUAAGAGCUUCCUACAACAUCUAUACUGCAGUGUAUUUGAUAGCAAAAGCUUUGGAUGACCUCAGCCAUUGUCAAGGCUUGACUGGACCAUUCUCUGGAGGAAAAUGUUCAGAUAUAAAAAACAUCCAAUCUCAGGAGGUCUUGUAUUAUAUUAAGAAAGUCAGAGUAAAAAUGAACAAUCAAAGGGAAGUUUACUUUGAUAAGGAUGGAAACCCACCAGCAGUAUAUGACAUAGUGAACUGGCAGCCUGGGUCAGAUGGCACCAUGAAGCAGGUGAAAUUGGGGAGUUACGACACUCUCAAUCCUACUGAAAAUGUAUUUAGCCUUAAUACAAGCUUGAUAUUGUGGGGAACAAUAAAUCAGGAGACUCCACUCUCAGUCUGUAGUCAGAGUUGCCCAGUGGGGUUUAAGAAGAUAUUGAAGAGAGAAGAACCUGUGUGCUGCUUUCAUUGUGUUCCAUGUUCCCAAGGAGAGAUCUCAAAUAAGACUGAUUCCACUGACUGCUGGAAGUGUCCCUGGGAAAUGUGGCCAGGCAGUGAACAAGACAGAUGUGUUUCAAAACCUGUUGAGUUCCUAUCCUAUGUGGAGCCACUUGGAAUCACCCUGGCAGUGACCACUGUAUUCUCUUCCCUAGUGCCGAUUACCAUCUUUUAUCUUUUCAUAUGUUAUAAAAGCACCCCACUUGUGAGAGCCAAUAACUAUUCUGUGAGCUGCAUUCUCUUAGUAUCCCUGUCAUUCUGCUUCCUCUCUGCUUUGGGUUUUAUUGGUUACCCAGAACCCCAGAAGUGCCUUCUACGUCAGGCUGCAUUUGGCCUCAUCUUUACCCUCUGUGUAUCCUGCAUUUUGGCCAAAACUAUUAUUGUUGUUUUUGCCUUCAUGGCCACUAAACCUGGGAGCAGCCUCAAAAAAUGGACAACACCCCGUGUGCCCUACAUGAUCAUUGUCAAUUGCACCUUUGCACAAUUCCUCUUGUGUGUUAUUUGGUUAUCUCUCUCUCCUCCUUUCCCACAAUACAAUAUUGAAGCUAAACCUGGAAUCAUUGUUGUAGAGUGCAAUGAAAACUCUCAAUUUGCCUUCUGGUGCAUGCUGGGAUAUCUUGGAUUUUUAUCCACUGUCAGUUUCACUGUAGCUUUCCUGGCCAGGAGGCUCCCUGACAACUUCAAUGAAGCCAAAUUUAUAACAUUCAGUAUGUUGGCCUUUCUCAGUGUCUGGGUGUACUUUAUUCCAGCGUCUCUCAGUGCCCAGGGCAAAUAUACUGUUUCCAUGGAGAUCUUUGCAGUUCUAACUUCCAGCUGGGCAAUUGUGGUGUGCAUGUUCCUCCCCAAAUGUUUCAUUAUAUUAUUCAGGCCCAACAUGAACUCCAGAGAAAAUAUAAUGGGCAAAAGCACAGGCAGAAAAUAA
Molecule: messenger RNA, 2514 nt
Organism: Xenopus laevis (African clawed frog)
Lineage: Eukaryota; Metazoa; Chordata; Amphibia; Anura; Pipidae
Product: extracellular calcium-sensing receptor
Exons: 6
Coding region: 1-2514 (837 amino acids)
Source: RefSeq, a predicted model, not a curated record